This is a messenger RNA of Magnolia sinica, 1023 nucleotides long. Its product is annotated as lon protease homolog 2, peroxisomal-like. Gene Ontology annotation, biological process: protein catabolic process; protein targeting to peroxisome; protein processing. Gene Ontology annotation, cellular component: peroxisomal matrix. Gene Ontology annotation, molecular function: ATP-dependent peptidase activity; serine-type endopeptidase activity; ATP binding. Bases 108 to 875 code for a protein of 255 amino acids. The transcript is spliced from 7 exons. NCBI's taxonomy places the organism in Eukaryota, Viridiplantae, Streptophyta, Magnoliopsida, Magnoliales, Magnoliaceae. The record is from RefSeq and is a predicted model, not a curated record.
UUGGAGUUUCCAGACCUUUGGCUUGCUCAUUUUCACUGAAUUUUUCUCGCAUCCUAAAAUUAUUUGGCAAAGAAAAUGGACGGGGUGAAUUUCUCAUCAACGUUACAAUGGCCCUACCUAGCUCUCAUGGCAAGAAGUUCAUGGGAAAGAUUUUCGAAGAAAAGUCUGGUGGGUUUGUCACUUGUGAGACCCAUUCCGAAGAAAAGCGUGUUGACAAUAUAGUGGGUAUUGCAUAUGUAAUGGAUAUGCUAGAUUAUGUUGAAAAGGAUAUGGUGAAGCUUGUGAUUCAGAGAUGUACUAGAGAAGCUGGUGUGCGAAAUCUAGAGAGAAACUUAGCUGCCCUGGCUUGUGCAGCUGCUGUCGAAGCUGCUGAGCAAGAAUGUGCAGUUCCAGUCAGCAAAGAUGGUGCUGAAGUUGAAAUGGAAGUCAUUCCAAUGGGUGUUAACGGACAUGAAAUAUCAAAUGCUCUUAGGAGUACCCCAGCAUUGGUUGUAGAUGAGGCUAUGCUGGAAAAGAUACUGGGGCCUCCUAGGUUUGAUGACAGAGAAACUACAGAACGUAUGGCAACUCCUGGAGUUUCAGUUGGGCUUGUCUGGACCUCCUUUGGUGGAGACGUCCAGUUCGUUGAGGCCACAUCAAUGGUGGGAAAGGGUGAUUUGCAUCUCACUGGCCAACUUGGUGAUGUUAUCAAAGAAUCUACUCAAAUAGCUCUAACAUGGAAAAUGUUUUUGGGGUGGCGAUUUCUCCAGUCAAAGAAGACGCACCGUUGCCAAGAUUCCAUUAACCUGAUGUUCCAACAGAUGCUUUCAGACAACCGAACAAGCUGUAGUUGUUCAUCAGCCAAGCAAAAGUCAUACCCAAAUCUUGCGUUGUGACUUUGUAUUAUUUGUGGAACCUAAUGUUGUGUAAUAGUUUGAUUGAGUUUGUUUUGAAAACUUUAAAUAGUAAACAAGUGAGAUUGAUUGUUUGAUUGAGUUGUUAACUAUUUUGUUGGUAUUAUGGCUUUCAUGAUUGAUUGUUUCA